AUGACCGCUCAACGGAACCAAAUCUACAGUGGAACAUGCAACUACGACAUGUUCAACAAUAAGUGCAGCACCUCGGCCACCCCCACGCUUGCCAAGACCCCUGUAGGCGUCUACGCGGUCGCCAUCUACCUGGACGCCAACGGCCAGAAACCACUGAGCAGGAUCGAGGUCGGAUCGGUAGACGCGAAAAUUGGCGGCGUUUCUAUGGGAGAUGCAAAGUUUCAUCUCGAGUAUACGGACCCGGAGAUGAACAUUGACGGAGACCUUCGCUUUGACGUCUACCAGAUGUCUUGA
This is a messenger RNA of Diaporthe citri, 294 nucleotides long. RefSeq lists its product as uncharacterized. The record is from RefSeq and is a predicted model, not a curated record. Lineage: Eukaryota; Fungi; Ascomycota; Sordariomycetes; Diaporthales; Diaporthaceae. Bases 1 to 294 code for a protein of 97 amino acids. The transcript is spliced from 2 exons.